Fusarium verticillioides 7600 is the source of this 1785-nucleotide messenger RNA. RefSeq lists its product as hypothetical. NCBI's taxonomy places the organism in Eukaryota, Fungi, Ascomycota, Sordariomycetes, Hypocreales, Nectriaceae. The transcript has a single exon. The coding region runs from base 334 to 1518 and encodes 394 amino acids. The record is from RefSeq and is a predicted model, not a curated record.
CCCAGGAGAUCCGGCCCGCAACAACACGAUAUUGCAUAUCGGCCUUGCACUUGCACUGCGCUAAAAGGAACUUGCAGAAUUGACAACUCAGAGUCCCCCUUUAGACUUUACGCUGCUGUUAUUGGUCCUUUGAAAGUCAACAGAGAAUCCGCCGCUCGCCCAGCAGCUAGAAGAAAAUUCAAGGACCCUGGUAACUACUACAGCAAAUCUGAGGAAGUUGAAGAAAACACAAAUCUCUGAAUCUCAACUUUCUGAGAGUCGAAGUCCGUUCAAGUUCUGGUUGCUGUUUUUUUGUCCUCUCUUUCAAACGAACUGCACAAACAUCAUCUCACAAUGUCUGGUCAAACUCCCGCUUGGAAGAAAUUGGGCUUGAAGCUCAAGCAGCCAUCGGAUGCAUCUGAGCCCAGCUUUGGGCACCCAUCCAGCAGUACAAGCACAAGCAUCCAGUCAAGUACAAAGAGAAAAUACGACGCCCCGCCACCUUCCAAUUCCUCCCAGGUUGCUAAGCGACCACGUCAGGAUGAAGCCACAACCAGUCGGAAUCCACCAGGACAGUUAAAGAGGCAGAAGUCAGUCACCUUUGCCGAUGCGCCAUCCAACAACCACUCUGCCAGGACACCAUCAAGGCCCAUUAAACAGAGCAAGGCCAAGAGCAAAGGCCCCGCAAAGAAACCUCAGCCCCAGGUCCCUACUGAUCUCAAGCCUGCGCUUGAAUACUUGAGGCUCUGGAAGACAGCUCGCGAUAGCUGGAAGUUCAACAAAAACCACCAAUCAAACCUCAUCAAGCACGUUUUCGAUGCCGAUGGAAUCCCCGCCUCUGACAUUGAAACCUUCUACGACUACAUCCAAGACUUGAAGGGCUUUGUGAGGAUGCGACUGCUGGAGAAUGCUCGCGAGGUUAGGGAUCAGGACCAAUCGGACGGAGCAAAGGUGUUCCCUGAGGGAACCAAAAACCUUGAGGCUAAUCAACAACGAUAUGAGGAGGUCCUUGCUAAAAUUCUUGAAACCCACCCAGUGGGAACUAAGAGAAAGGGCUUCACCGAGGUUGAUUACCUCUCGGACUCAGAAGAAGAGGGUGUCAUCAUUCGCCGACUUGUGAAGCGCAUGAGAGCUGAGCUUGUCAUUGAUGAGAUUUCCGAUGGCGAAGCCACUGAGGCCAGCAUCGCAUCAUCACAGACCAUCACUGCAAGCGAUAAUAACGUCACAUCAACUACAGAUGCAGAGAAGACUGUGAAGAUCGCCGACAGCGCUCCCGGAAAACGUCGACGAAAGCUCCGUGUGAAUGUCGAAGACAGCGAUUCCAGCAGUUCCGAGUCAGACUCGGACUCUGAUUCAGAUGGUGAAUCCGACACCAGCAGCAGCGGGAGCUCGUCAUCGUCCGAGGACGAAUCUGAGAAUGAGGCCCCGGCACGAGCUUAUCGACAGCCCGGCGAGGAAGAUUCAAGCGAUUCCUCGUCUUCCUCGGAUGAGUCAAGCUCUGGCGACAGUUCGAGUGAGGAUGAUUCAGACUCUGAGUGAGGAUUAUGAUACCCGUCUUUGACGACACAGGAUUAGGACGAAGGGGGAGCCGGAUAGACCGUAAAACCAUGUUCGCAGACUAAUUUUAUCGACAUACCUACGCAUCAUGUUUCAAUGCAUGUCUAUGGCAUACUUAUUUGUGGACGGAAAAAGGGCUCUGAUGAGCGUUGCAAUAGUAUAUGUUAUUUAGAGAUUAUUGUACUCAUUUAAGCAUACAACUUGGUGAACCCCUCGUUUGGUGGUUGAAGCCAAUUCUUAUCAUCAUAG